Molecule: messenger RNA, 1942 nt
Organism: Hippoglossus stenolepis (Pacific halibut)
Lineage: Eukaryota; Metazoa; Chordata; Actinopteri; Pleuronectiformes; Pleuronectidae
Product: WD repeat, SAM and U-box domain-containing protein 1
Exons: 11
Coding region: 119-1561 (480 amino acids)
Biological process (GO): protein ubiquitination
Molecular function (GO): ubiquitin-protein transferase activity; protein binding
Source: RefSeq, a predicted model, not a curated record
AGGCUCCACAUCCGCCUUCAUCCCUCUGACAGCUCCCAUCAGCUGUUUGUCUCAUAUUAGAUCAGUGUGCGCCCCCUGGUGAGUGAACCUCCUCCUCCUCCUCCUCCUCCUCUUCAUCAUGGUGACAUUAGUCCACACUCUGCAGCAGCACACAGACGAGCUGAGCUGCUGCUGCUUCUCUGCGGGCCUGCUCGCCACCUGCUCGGCCGAUAAAACCCUCCGCGUGUACGACACGGCGGAUUUCUCGGAGCUGCCCGGCUCUCCUCUGUCCGGACACGGCUACGGGGUUCACUGCUGCUGCUUCAGCUCCUGCGGCCGGAGCCUGGUCAGCUGCUCCACGGACGGGUCCAUCGUGGUGUGGAACCCGGACACAGGUGAGGCGGCCGCGGAGCUGCAGCACCCGGGCCGCAGUCCGCUCCGGGUGUGCGCCCUGGCCCCGGACUCCUCCCUCCUGCUGGCCGGAGCCUGUGACGGCACCGUGGCCCUCUGGGACUUCUCCUGCAAGACACUGCGCAGAUGCAGUUCAGUGAGCGAGGCCAGUGUCGUGGCGUGCUGCUUCUCCCCGUGUGGCCAGGUCUUCGUGACCGGCUGCACCAACGGCGACCUUAAACUGUGGGACGUGGACAUCAGCCUCCUGCACGCCGAGAAGGACGCCCACGACCUGGGAGUCACCUGCUGCAGCUCGGCACCGCACCUCAGACCUGAUGGCUGCUGUGUGGAGUUUCGACUGGCCUCCUGUGGACAGGACAGCCAGCUGAAAAUAUGGAUUGUUUCCCAGCUUGAAGGAGCAGCCUGGGUGAUGAAGCUCCUCCACACUCUCACCAGUCAUUCGGCUCCAGUUCUGUCCUGUGCCCUCUCCUCUGAUGGUGACCUGGUCGUCUCAGGUUCAGUGGAUAAAAGUGUUGCAGUACAUGACGCAAACGCGGGAGCCCUGCUCCACACAUUGAAACAGCACGACAGGUAUGUGACCGCUGUGGCUCUGUCUCCCACCAUGCCGUGGAUUGCAACCGGCUCCAUGGACAGGACGGUGAACGUGUGGAGAAUAGGAGAUGGAGACGGCUUAACUGCGGCUGAACCGAGGCAGACAGAGUGCCAAGGAAGGAAGUUGCCGGGUCACUUCAGGGCGCUGCUUGCUGAUUGGUCGGAGGAGGAUGUGCAGACUUGGCUGCAUGAGGAGGGACUAGAGCAGCUUGUCGGCAACUUUAAAGCCAACAACAUCGAUGGACCGGAGCUUAGCCGGCUGAACAAGGAAACAGCCUCAGAGCUAGGAAUUGAGUCGGUGGGCCUCCGCGGUCGUCUCCUGAGGAAGAUCGAGGCCUUGAAGGCAGAGCAGAGCGGUUCAGACGCUCCUGAUGAGUUUCUGUGUCCAAUCACCAGAGAGCUGAUGAGGGAUCCAGUCAUCUCUGCAGAUGGGUAUUCCUACGAGCGGGAAUCCAUCGAGAGCUGGAUCAGAGGCAAGAACAAAACCAGCCCCAUGACCAACCUGCCCCUGCAGACCACACUCCUUACCCCCAACAGAUCUCUGAAGAUGGCCAUCACACGGUGGAAGUCGAGUCAGUAGGCAGCAGCUCGUUUCAGCUUGUUUGUCAGAAUCCACCCAAAAGAUACUUAAUCAUUAAAGUAAUUACUGAUAUAAAGUUUUGUUCAGGGUGACGCUCAAGAGUCAAUUUGAAAGAAUAAUCUGAAUGUGAGGUUUAGGAUAAGUUGAUGGUAAAUAAGAUGGUAGUCUUAUUUACUACAAAUGAAUAUGCCUGCCAUUUUUCAAGGCAAUAUAUUGUAUCGUAUAUAUAUUUAUAUGUAAUCAAUACUGUGUAUUUUUGAUGACACUCUUACUUGUAACAAGAUGUAAGAAGUGUAGUUCAAUAAGGAAUAAAAUUAAUCACUGUUGAAAUCAACUUACUAAUGUUAGCCUGUGGCCACUGUAGUAAAUCUUCAUCCUAAA